AUGGAUAAAUUGAAAAUAUCGCAAAAAGUGACGCGGAUCGCGUUCACGCGGACAUACAACGCUUUCUUGAGCGAGACGAAAAAAGGAUCGCCGGACAUAACCUCGUUGCGAGUCAAUUUUGCAUUGAUUCGAGAAAAAGCGACGGAGCUCGGUGAAUUGAGCCAGAAGAUACAGGAGGCAAUGAUUGAAGCCGGAGAGACGGAAGAAGCUCUUUCUAGAGAAAUGGAAAGCGCUGAUGAAUAUAUGGCAAGAUAUCAUCGCGCGAAGAUCGAGCUGACGCAACUAUCCGAGACAAGGGAAACAGCGAUGCAGGCAGCACAACCGCAGCCAUUCCCAACGGUCGUAUCGGCACAGGAAAACAUACGCGCACUGAAACUACCUAAGAUCGAAUUGAGGAAAUUCGGCGGUGAGAUUAAAGACUGGCUGGCGUUAUGGAGCACGUUCAAGAAAAUUUAUGACGAUGCGACCCUAACGAGAGAGGAUAAAUUCCACUAUUUAUUGCAGUCGACAACAAAGGAUUCUCGUGCGUACGAGAUCGUUAACAGUUUCCCUCCUACCGCGGAAAACUAUGAGAAGGCAAUACAGAGCCUUAAGUCUCGAUUCGGUAAGAAAGAUCUCUUGAUAGAAUUUUAUGUACGUGAGCUCUUGAAGUUGGUUCUGAGUAAGAAUAAAAACGUAUCGCUUACGACAAUCUAUGAUAAACUUGAAACGCAUCUUCGUGCACUCGAAUCCUUGGAUGUAACUACAGAGAUGUGUGCGGCGAUGUUAUUCCCAUUAGUAGAAUCCUCGUUGCCGGAAGAAGUUUUACGGACAUGGCAGCGGACAGCGACCAUAUCAGCGGAUGUCCCUACAGUAAGUAUCACGGCUAAAGAUCGUCUCACGCACUUGAUGACUUUUCUAGGAAAAGAAGUGGAGAGUGAGGAACGCAUUCAUAUGGCUAAAACGUGCUUUGAUAUAAAUGAUGAUCCUGCAAAGAAUAAAAAUAAAAAGAAGUCGAAAAGUGACUUGGAUCGAGGUCAAGAUGUGGCUACAACUGCUGGGUUACUCACGCUCAGGGAUACAAAUAUAUCUAAAUGCUUGUUCUGCGAAGAAAGCCAUGACAGUUUGCACUGUGAGAAAGCUCGAAGUAUGCCCAUGGAUCAACGAGUCGAGGUUGUAAAAGGAAAACAUGGUUGUUUCAAAUGUCUGCGAUCUGGACAUAGUUAUAAGAAGUGUCGCAGCAAAGAAAAAUGUCCUUGGUGCAAAAGGGGGCACUGUUUGCUCAUGUGUAGAAAUCUUUCAAGUAAUAGUGAGCCGAAUCAAACUACGGGUAAAGAAUCAGUCAAGCAAACCUUUAAUGAAGAAAAUAGUUGUCUCACUAACGUAUCAUUGGAUGUCAAGGUAUUUCUGCCAAUGUUGAAGGUUAAGCUGCGAGGACCUAAGGGAGCUGUAGAUGUGCGAGCUGUUAUUGAUACGGGUUCACAUAAAUCAUACAUUUUAGGACAGGUAGCUGAAGAGCUAGGUUAUGACAUCGUGGGCGAACAAACGAUGGUGCAUUUGCUGUUUGGUGGAAUCAAGACCAAACCGCAAAAUCAUAAAGCUUGUUGGGUUUACGUGGAUUGUCUGGACGGAUCGUAUCAAUGCAAUUUUAUCGCUUUUAAAGAAGAGGUUAUUUGCCGCAACCCUCCUAAAACAAACAGCGCACCAUGGGCAGAUAUACUCAAGAAAAACCACAUACGACUAUGUGAUACCGGAGAAGGAAAAGAACCUAUUACUUUGCUUAUUGGCGCUGACGUUGCUGGUAAAAAUCUGGUUGAACAAAGGAAAGAAGAUGCUGCUCUGAUGGUUAUGUCUAUGAUGACACAAGAAGCAAGCAUCUCGGAUCUAUGGAGAUUGGAUACUUUGGGUAUCAUGGAUCCUAUAGAGAGUAUAACCAAAGAAGCACGUCAAGCGGAAGUGAAAGCAUCAUUUCGAGAUACAGCUAAGAAGAACGAAGAAGGACGCUAUGAGGUCCAAUUACCUUGGAAGGAAAAUCAUCCUGCAUUACAAGACAAUAGACAUGUCGCACAGAAAAGACUCGACACAGUAACGAAGAGGUUACAACAAGAAAGCUUAUUCGAGGAUUACAAAGCUGUCUUUGACGAUUGGCUUUCUAAGGGUAUUAUCGAGAAAGUGAAUGAUGAGGAGAUUGCUAACAAGAGCUAUUAUCUUCCACACAGGCAUGUUGUUAAAGAAAGCAGUACGACGAAAAUACGUCCAGUUUUUGAUGCUUCCGCAAAAACAGAAGAUUCGCCAUCGCUGAACCAAUGUUUGGAGACGGGACCUAACCUCAUCGAACUCAUUCCGGAUAUGUUACAUCGUUUUCGAGAGAAGAAGAUAGGAAUAACAGCAGACAUAGCUAAGGCCUUUCUUCAGAUAAGCAUCGCUCAAGCGGAUAGAGAUGUGUUGAGAUUCCUAAGCCAUCGCCCUGAUGAACAAGCUCUGUUCGAUUUGAGAGAUUGGAGGUAUUCGGGCAUGAAGGAACCGAACAACUCGACUACAGUACAUGGCCUUCGGUGGGACACAGAAAGAGACACUCUAACCCUCAUGGGACCCUUUCCAGAUACAAUUCCGAAAGAAAUAACCAAAAGAGUCGUGCUUUCGUCAGUCCAGAAAGUGUUCGACCCCUUAGGCUUCACUUGCCCUGUGCUUUUGAAACCGAAAUUGAUGUUGCAGCGUUUAUGA
Molecule: messenger RNA, 2703 nt
Organism: Harpegnathos saltator (Jerdon's jumping ant)
Lineage: Eukaryota; Metazoa; Arthropoda; Insecta; Hymenoptera; Formicidae
Exons: 3
Coding region: 1-2703 (900 amino acids)
Source: RefSeq, a predicted model, not a curated record